AUGCGAGUUCAUCACCCUGGGGAGACUUCAUCACCCUGGGGGAGACGUACAUGCGAGUUCAUCACCCUGGGGGAGACAUACAUUCUGAAUGUGAACGACAUACAGGACACGUGUCAGAAGAAUGCAGCAGCAGCUCUGGUGGUGGGACGCAGAGACGUGGCUAAGGUGUGGGCCCUGGCCUCGGCUGCCACCAGCCUAGAACUCAGUCCUGACUCUGACCCUGAUGCAGACGCUCCCUGGGCCAGACAUCCGUUUGGGCGCCACCUGCUGGAGACUCUUCUGGACCACUACAGUCUGAUGAGUGAUGUCCAGACUCUAGCCAUGCUGUGUAGUGUGUUCAGGACCCAGGGCUGUUCCCAGGACUACUUCUCUCUGUAUGGACAGCAACGCUCUUCUCUGUUUCCCCCUCAUCACUCCCGAUACCCCAGCUACACAUCCAGCUCUGUGUCGUCAGGCUCCUGUUACAGCACCUCAGACUCCACCACCACCACCACCACCUGGAGCAUCGGCUGCUGGACCCAGCCAACACCAUGCAGUUUGAUGACUUUAAGAAGUGUUACCAGGGGAGAUCCUCCUAGAUAG
This is a messenger RNA of Oncorhynchus keta (chum salmon), 582 nucleotides long. RefSeq names its product GATOR complex protein WDR59-like. The transcript has 7 exons. The record is from RefSeq and is a predicted model, not a curated record. Lineage: Eukaryota; Metazoa; Chordata; Actinopteri; Salmoniformes; Salmonidae. Bases 1 to 582 code for a protein of 193 amino acids.